AUGGCGAAUCAUCCCUCGUACGACUUUGAAGACAGAAGUCAAAGGAUUCGCCAUCGAGUCGGCACUGCGUCAAGACCUGCAGAUUCCACUGUGGCUUGUACAAGCAAAAUCUUAAGUACUCAAUAUUACGUGGGACACAAUAGCGAUAUCACUGAAGAAGAAUUAGCAGAAUUACCUUCAUGUGUUUAUGCAGGCAGAUCCACGCAACAUAUCACGCACACAUCGCCACAUACACAUUCUCCUUUGCACUAUCAUGUGCCAGUUUCAACGCCAGAUCAUGACACAGAGAUGAACGGCGUAGAAGAAGGUUAUUAUCCAAAUGGCAGUCCUUAUAGAAUUCAAAGACACGCGGCUAAUAUUCGUGAAAGAAAACGUAUGCUGAGCAGCAUCAACUCGGCUUUCGACGAGCUUCGGGUCCAUGUGCCAACCUUUCCUUACGAAAAGCGACUGUCAAAGAUUGAUACCUUGCGCCUGGCCAUAGCAUAUAUUGCUCUCUUGCGCGAGGUUCUAGCAGCCAGGCUUGAUCCCUUGACAUACGUCGAGAGGUGUCUUAGAGGUGAAAUAAAUGGCGAACGAGCUGAAUGGAACACGAGUGAUCUGACGGCACGCUUAUCCUGGAUAAAUUGGGAAAAUUUGGGAGUGAAUCCAAAUCGUCGAUCGGUACUUACUACUCUGGCACUGACAACCGACAAUAUGAAUUAA
Molecule: messenger RNA, 702 nt
Organism: Atta colombica
Lineage: Eukaryota; Metazoa; Arthropoda; Insecta; Hymenoptera; Formicidae
Gene: Fer2
Exons: 6
Coding region: 1-702 (233 amino acids)
Biological process (GO): developmental process; regulation of transcription by RNA polymerase II
Molecular function (GO): DNA-binding transcription factor activity, RNA polymerase II-specific; RNA polymerase II transcription regulatory region sequence-specific DNA binding; protein dimerization activity
Source: RefSeq, a predicted model, not a curated record